AUGGAUGAUGGUUCUGAUGAUGACGACGAGCCAGUGAGAAAGCGAACGCGGACCGCUCGGCGAAACCCAUUCUCGACCGUUGCAAAGGAUGACGAGUCUGAGGUUGAAGGGGUUGACGAGUCUGAGAUCGAUCCUGAUGACGAACCGGACGAAGAGUCUGAGGAUGAUCCUAACGACGAGGCUUACGAUAGCGAUUCUUCAGGUCUCUCAUCAGCACCUCCAUCUCCAAUCCUGCGUCCCACUGCUGGCGCGCAAAAAUGCCCCUCCACACUUCUACCGCGCCAUUCAGUCCUCAAGGAGAGUCCCCAACGGCGCUAUGAACAGGAGCAGGAAUCUAGACCCCUCGACCAGCAGAGAAAGCAAUGGAACUUGCUGAAAGAGAUUGAAGAUACCGAGGGAUUCGCAGAAGCGCAAGGUUACGAGGUUAGAGAGAGCGUGGAACGGGACUCCUUGCCUAGAAGACCCGUCCGAAAAGGGGCGAGGAAGAGUUAUGUUGGACAAGAGUAG
Messenger RNA from Letharia columbiana, 507 nucleotides. RefSeq lists its product as uncharacterized. The transcript has 2 exons. NCBI's taxonomy places the organism in Eukaryota, Fungi, Ascomycota, Lecanoromycetes, Lecanorales, Parmeliaceae. Bases 1 to 507 code for a protein of 168 amino acids. The record is from RefSeq and is a predicted model, not a curated record.